This is a messenger RNA of Paraphaeosphaeria sporulosa, 2081 nucleotides long. RefSeq names its product cytochrome P450 14a-demethylase. NCBI's taxonomy places the organism in Eukaryota, Fungi, Ascomycota, Dothideomycetes, Pleosporales, Didymosphaeriaceae. Gene Ontology annotation, biological process: ergosterol biosynthetic process. The transcript has 3 exons. The record is from RefSeq and is a predicted model, not a curated record. Gene Ontology annotation, molecular function: monooxygenase activity; heme binding; oxidoreductase activity, acting on paired donors, with incorporation or reduction of molecular oxygen. The coding region runs from base 328 to 1893 and encodes 521 amino acids.
UUGAGCAGUGCUUCUGAGGAUGCUGGUGCCACCAAUCGCGUGAGCGGGAAUGAUGGGUACGCGUUAACCGUACGACACUCGUGGGCGUUGAGGCGGAGCAUGGCCAAAUCGUGGUGUGAUGAGCCGCCUUCGCGGAUGUCGAGCGCCCGUGGUGCCGUGCGGCCGCUAAGAAAGCCUUCGACCACUGGCGGUGCGGCAGGUACGGCGUCGGACAGGGGUGGCAAGGCCCUAGCGCAAAGCGUCGCCAGGGAAAUUUGACCACUACAAGAUGUCGCCGCCCGCCCCUUCUCCACGCCCAAGGCCUCUCGCGCUGCCACUUUUACCGUCAUGGGAGUCCUCGAAAACGUCGCUGGCCCAUUGGGCUCCUUGUCCUCGAACGCGCCCACGCUCGUCCUCGCCAUCGCCGGCUUCUUCUCCUUUAUCGUGCUCGCCAUUGUUUUGAACGUCCUGAGCCAGGUGCUCCUGAAGAAGUCCAAUGAACCGCCCAUGGUCUUCCACUGGCUUCCGUGGAUUGGCAGCACCGUCACCUACGGCAUGGACCCCUACAAGUUCUUCUUCGCAAACAAGGAAAAGCACGGCGAUGUUUUCACUUUUGUUCUGCUCGGCCGGAAGAUGACCGUCUGCCUGGACACCAAGGGCAACAACUUCAUCCUGAACGGCAAGGCCAAGGACGUCAACGCCGAGGAGAUCUACAACCCCUUGACUGGGCCUGUUUUCGGCAAGGAUGUCGUGUAUGACUGCCCGAACUCGAAGCUCAUGGAGCAGAAGAAGUUCGUCAAGUUUGGCCUCACCUCCGACGCGCUCCGCUCCUACGUCGAGCUCAUUACCCACGAGGUCCAGGAUUUCGUCAAGCGCCACAAGGCCUUCAAGGGCCAGAAGGGCACCUUUAACGUUCCUAAGGUUAUGGCGGAGCUCACCAUCUACACCGCUUCGCGUUCGCUCCAGGGAGAGGAAGUCCGCAACAUGUUCGACUCCAAAUUCGCCGCUCUCUUCCACGACCUCGAUCUCGGUUUCUCCCCGCUCAACUUCCAGCUCUCGUGGUUCCCGCUCCCGCACAACCGCAAGCGCGACGCGGCGCACAAUGCCAUGGUCGCUGUCUACUCCGAGAUUGUUCGCAAGAGGCGCGCAGGCGAAGUCAAGCGUGGAAACAGCCACGACAUGGUCUGGCAUCUUAUGGAAUGUGAAUAUAAGGAUGGAACCCCGCUCCCCGACCACGAAAUUGCCGGUAUCAUGAUCGCGCUCCUGAUGGCUGGUCAGCACUCCUCCUCUUCGACUAUCUCCUGGAUUAUGCUGCGCCUGGCCACCAAGCCCGAGAUCGUAGAAGAGCUCCUCGCGGAGCAGAAGCGUAUCCUAGGCGACGAUCUGCCCGCUUUUACCAACGACGAUCUUCCUAGACUCUCUCUCCACGCCCAGGUCGUCAAGGAAACGCUUCGCCUACACUCUCCCAUCCACUCCAUCAUGCGCAAAGUGAAGCAGCCUCUUGUUGUCGAAGGCACCAACUACAUCAUUCCUACCUCUCACACGCUCAUGUCCUCUCCUGGUGUCUCCGCACGAAUGGACUCACACUUCCCGAACCCCUCUGUCUGGGACCCGCACCGCUGGGAUGCCCUCAACUUCGAAGAAGAUGACGACAAGGUCGAUUACGGAUUCGGCAUGAUCUCCAAGGGCGGUAAGUCGCCUUAUCUUCCCUUCGGUGCCGGCAGGCAUAGAUGCGUGGGUGAGCAGUUCGCGUACGUGCAAUUGCAGACCAUUUUGGCCACACUUGUUCGCGAGUUCAAGGUCAGAAAUGUUGGCGGCAGCAAGGACAUUAUCGGCACUGACUACACGUCAUUAUUCACCAAGCCAUUAUCGCCUGCCGUCGUGGAGUGGGAGAGACGGACUGCUGAGUUGUAGAGGGCUGUAAUGCGACGCUGGAUGUAUAUAAAGGACCAAGAGGAUUCGCUUCUGGAUCCUUCCGGACGGCUACAAGGCUGCCGGAUCCUAUAGACUAUUGUGAUUGUAAUAUUGAGAUACGUAGUAAUGAGUGCAUAGCGCAGAUUAGCGGCUCCAUGAGAAGAGCAUUGAAAUCAAGGUCAUCCAAA